CGAAAUAAGGCUUACGAUGAGACUCAUCCUCACCUCAAGGCCUCGGCUUGUCAGGUUUAUGACAUGAGCUACUAUCUUGGACUAUCUUAUUCAGGCCCCUAUGGUGAUGGAUCCACGCCUCAUAAAACAGAUCGAUUGAUUGCUUCUCUCCAUCGCACCGCAAAUCAGAUUGACCAGUUGCUUCUCUCGCCUGCGCUAUCAUCUCUUCUCUUCUUUUUAGUUCUCAACAGAUCGAUCAGUUUCUUUUGCCUGCGUAUCAAAUCGAUUUCAUCAACAACUUCAUCCAUAGCCGCCGACUCGCCGAGUUGCCGACGACUCCACCGCAAGCACGCCGCAGUUUGACCAGGUUGAGGCUAGAGUCCUACUACCUGCACCUUUGCCUAGGGUGAUUGAUCAAGAAGGAAGACGUGCAGGAUUCAUCUAAGGUUAACAAUCACCAAGACUGGCAAAAUAAGGAUUUCAUGGUACAAGUAAUUACUUGCAACAUAAACAUUUAUAUUAUUGGCAAAAUUGUGGGAAAGCAUGUCUCACAAACACAUAAAAUCAAUGGCAACAACAAAAGAGAGUAUCGAUUUACUGAAGGACCUUUCGAGUGAAAGCAAGGAUAUGGAGACUUGGACAUAGACGCGAUCAAAGAAUAAGGCUGGAUGAUUGAGGGCGAAGGAUUGUAGGUAGAUUGAACUUGGCGAUUCAAUGUAGAAGAAGAGGGGCAGAGAGCAUCGUAUCAACCGAUGUCUCUCCGUAUGUUACAGGAUUUGUACGGAAAAUGGUGGCUUUGGAGAUAAAGAGUUUAAAUACCAUGAGUUAGGGUUUGCCAUUUGGGUUGUGGGUUGGGAGAUUAAAAAUUG
Cuscuta europaea is the source of this 848-nucleotide messenger RNA. NCBI's taxonomy places the organism in Eukaryota, Viridiplantae, Streptophyta, Magnoliopsida, Solanales, Convolvulaceae. The record is from the annotation of a GenBank genome assembly.